Molecule: messenger RNA, 1485 nt
Organism: Clonostachys rhizophaga
Lineage: Eukaryota; Fungi; Ascomycota; Sordariomycetes; Hypocreales; Bionectriaceae
Source: the annotation of a GenBank genome assembly
AUGAAGGUCACUGUUAUAGGGGUCACCGCUGCCCUGGCCACCUUGGUCACCGCAGAAAGCUCGCUUAGCUGUUGCGGAGCUCUUGCAAAACAUCCCCAGCUAAAGGGCAAGAUCUACGACGCCAAAAGCAAAGAAUACGAUGCCCGUCUAGCCACCUACUACUCGGCCAACUCCGCGCUCCCGCCGACAUGCAUGGCCAUGCCAUCUUCCACGCAAGAUGUCUCCACAAUCGCUAAGAUCAUCUCAGAGAAGCAGUGUCUCUUCGGGAUGCGGAGUGGUUCCCACUCGGCAUGGAGGGGAGCAAACAGCGUAGAUGACGGCAUCACGAUUGACUUUAGCUACAUGAACAAAACGACCUAUGAUAUCAAGACAAGAACUGCCAAGAUCCAGCCUGGGUCAGACUGGGGGCAUGUUUAUGAAGCCCUCAACCCCUAUGGCGUGGUCGCCGUUGGUGGCCGUGCUUCGAUUGUGGGUGUGGGAGGUUUCACAACGGGCGGGGGAUACUCCUUCCAUAGCCAAAAACGUGGCUUUGCCUGUGACGCUGUCGCCAACUUUGAGGUCGUCCUGGCUGAUGGCUCAAUCGUGAAUGCCAACACCAAGGAGAAUCCCGACCUUUUCAAGAGUUUGAAGGGCGGUUCGGGUAAUUUUGGAUUUAUUACCCGAGUUGAUGAACGCGUUGAAAAUUCCAAUACGUUAUGGGGAGGUUUCGUCUUCUUUGACCCCAAGGAUAGUGACUCUGUCUUUGACGCCUACAUCGACUUUACGGAGAAGAUGGACGACGAUCCUGCCUCUGAGAUUAUUACUUCCAUCCAGUGGAAUGGAACUGACCGAUUCAUGAUCUCUGUGGUAUCCAAUGUUGAUACCAUCCCAAAUCCAGCCAUUUUUAAAGAUUACCUGUCCCUUCCCAGCAUCUCCAACACAAUCAGCACAGGCGAAAUUGCGGAUCUCAUCCCUCAGUUUACCGGACCUACUCCUCUUGGCCUCUAUGCUAAUUGGAUGGCUGGUCAAUUCUCCAACGACGUCCGUGCGAUGCGCUUCGCCGAGAAGAAACACGCCGAGACCGUCGAGAAGAUGCAGGCCGCCGCCCCCGGCUCCGAGUUCAACCUUCUCCUCCAAUUCCAGCCCGUGACGCCUCUGAUGGCCAAACACGCAGAAGACGCCGGUGGCAACGUGCUUGGCCUGACCGAGCUCACCAAGGACGGCCCAACAAUCAUGUGGAUGAUCAUGUGCACGGUCGAUACCCCAGAGAAUCAAGAGAAGAUCCACCCCCUCACUCUUGAAUUCCGCGAGUCCAUCAUCGCAUAUGGCAAGGAGAUUGGAGCGCACAAGGACUACAUCUAUCUCAACUACGCUCUUGGUGACCAGGAUGUCAUCGCAAGCUACGGUGCCGAAAAUGUCAAGUUCCUCAAGAAGACUGCCAAGCGCUAUGAUCCUCAUGGUGUCUUCCAGAGGCUUCGUCGCUCUGGUUUCAAGCUGCCUGCCUAG